Molecule: messenger RNA, 855 nt
Organism: Pseudopodoces humilis (Tibetan ground-tit)
Lineage: Eukaryota; Metazoa; Chordata; Aves; Passeriformes; Paridae
Gene: ARL8A
Product: ARF like GTPase 8A
Biological process (GO): protein transport; anterograde axonal transport
Cellular component (GO): lysosomal membrane
Molecular function (GO): GTP binding; GTPase activity
Source: RefSeq, a predicted model, not a curated record
CGCUCGGCUCAACUCGGCCCCGCUCAGCGCGGCCCGGCCCAGCCGGCACCAUGCUGGCGCUCUUCAACAAGCUGCUGGACUGGUUCCGGGCGCUGUUCUGGAAGGAGGAGAUGGAGCUGACCCUGGUGGGGCUGCAGUACUCGGGCAAGACCACCUUCGUCAACGUUAUCGCGUCAGGACAGUUCAAUGAGGACAUGAUCCCCACAGUGGGUUUCAACAUGAGGAAGAUCACCAAAGGGAAUGUUACCAUAAAGCUCUGGGACAUCGGGGGGCAGCCGCGGUUCCGCAGCAUGUGGGAGCGAUACUGCCGUGGAGUGAGUGCCAUCGUGUACAUGGUGGAUGCUGCUGACCAGGAGAAGAUAGAGGCCUCCAAGAACGAACUGCACAACCUGCUUGACAAGCCGCAGCUCCAGGGCAUCCCGGUCCUCGUCCUGGGGAACAAGCGGGACCUGCCCGGUGCCUUGGAUGAGAAGGAGCUCAUUGAGAAGAUGAACCUCUCUGCCAUCCAGGACCGAGAGAUCUGUUGCUAUUCCAUCUCCUGCAAAGAAAAGGACAACAUUGACAUCACCCUACAGUGGCUUAUCCAGCACUCGAAGUCCAGGCGAAGCUGAGGUCCCGCGGGCCUGGCUCGGAUUGGGAAGAUGCCAUUGUACAAGCCCGUGCCCCUCUCUCCUGCUCUGUCCCUCCAGCUCUCUCUCUAGAUGGGUAUUUUUAGGGGACCCCAGACUCUGCUCACAUUGGGGCAGAGUCCUUGUUUUUAUUGUAAAGGAGAUGUCUGACUGCCCUCCUCUUCCCCUCUCUUCUCCUCCCCCCUCUCUUCCUCCAUUUUGGCACUGUUCUGUUGUUGUCUGUGUA